This is a messenger RNA of Vanrija pseudolonga, 753 nucleotides long. RefSeq lists its product as uncharacterized. Lineage: Eukaryota; Fungi; Basidiomycota; Tremellomycetes; Trichosporonales; Trichosporonaceae. The transcript is spliced from 3 exons. Bases 1 to 657 code for a protein of 218 amino acids. The record is from RefSeq and is a predicted model, not a curated record.
AUGCUCCUCACCAAGCUCAUCUCCGCCGCUCUCCUCCUCGCCCUUCCUGCAGCCGCGGCCACCGAGUCGCGCCAGCUCGACGCGCGCCUCAACGCCGCCGACCGCCGCGAGCUCCUCGUUCCUCAGCGCCGCGACGCGCCCGCUCGCCCCAAGGCCAAUGCCGCUCGCCAGGCGCCCGACAUGGUGACGACGUGCGGCACGCCCCAGUUCAAGGGCCAGCUCCAGGCGCUGCAGUGCACGCUUGGCUCGAACGGCGCCGGCAAGUUUGGCGACCUCCUCGGUACGCUCUCUACCACCGCGGGCGGGUGCAACUAUGUCUACCCGCUCGUCACGAAGGCCAUGACGGUGCUCGCGCCCCAGGACAGCGCGAUGACGCCUGAGCUUGUUGGCGACUUUACAUGCAACCCUGGUCUUCUGCAGCAGUAUUACUCGACCACCAAGGCGCUCCACCGCUCCGACUUCCUCAACCAGUCGGACCGCACGAUCGACCUCGCGUCCGUCACGGCCAUCUACUGGGUGGGCGGCAUGGCGUCGCUCUGGAUGGAGAUCCAGGGCACCACGACCGAGGCGGUGGUGCUCACCGUCGACAUCUCGACCGCGACUGGUACUGCGGUGAUCCUCAAGAACGCCUGGGGCCAGCCUGCGACGCUGGUUUAGGCGACGUUUUCACGAGCCAAGCUUCACGACGCCUAGCGACGACAAGACAUCCGCCGUGCGAUACGGACACUGGGCCCAGCCCUGGACACUUUCGUA